CAAAAAAAGUGUAAUUUUAAGAGGAGAGCUGUAGAGCCUCAGUUCAAAAACCCGCUCCACCACUUCGUCGGCUUCGAGAACUGAAGAGAAGAAACUGGGAGAAGUCGCGGAUUGUUUAUAUUGUAGAGUUCAGUUCAGUUUUACUGUUCUCCGUCACAGGUUCUUUUGAAUCUUUGCUCGGAUUGCUUCUGUGCCCUAGAAGAUGCUUCCUCUAUCUCUACUCAAGACCGCUCAAGGUCAUCCCAUGUUGGUGGAACUGAAGAAUGGAGAAACUUAUAAUGGACAUCUAGUCAAUUGUGACACUUGGAUGAACAUCCAUCUGCGCGAAGUCAUCUGUACCUCUAAGGAUGGAGAUAGGUUUUGGCGUAUGCCUGAGUGCUACAUUCGUGGGAAUACCAUUAAGUAUCUUCGAGUUCCUGAUGAGGUGAUUGAUAAAGUUCAGGAAGAGAAGGCGAGAUCAGAUCGGAAGCCACCUGGUGUUGGGCGUGGAAGAGGAAGAGGCAGAGAGGAUGGUGCUGGUGGGAGGGGAGCUAAAGGAAUUGGGCGUGGCUUCGAUGAUGGUGGUGCUAAGGGUUUGGUGGGCAGAGGAAGGGGUGGAUCAAGUGGAAAACCUGGUGGGAACAGAGGUGGAGGGCGAGGCCGAGGUUGAUACAAGAGAUCGGGGCGAGUUUGCUAGUUUUAAGAGGCAUUUUGCCCUACAUGUCUGAAAUGACCUGGUUGGUUAGCUUUUCGAGUAUUUACCUUGAUUGAGAAUCUGUACUAUUUUAUUAUUAAAUGUUGUUUGGCGCUCAUAGUCUCUGUUCUGCAACCCUCUAUUGUUUGAUUUUGUUGGAGGUUCUAGUCAAUUCUUGUUCUAGUUUACAAUUUUAAGAACAAAUUAUUUUCUUCUCUGCCAAUCCUCAUCAGUGUAUGGCGCUUUUAUGUAGAAAAUUUUGGGCUAGACAAACUGUCUUGUUGUUGA
Tripterygium wilfordii is the source of this 961-nucleotide messenger RNA. RefSeq names its product sm-like protein LSM4. The transcript is spliced from 8 exons. The record is from RefSeq and is a predicted model, not a curated record. Gene Ontology annotation, molecular function: U6 snRNA binding. Gene Ontology annotation, biological process: spliceosomal snRNP assembly; P-body assembly; nuclear-transcribed mRNA catabolic process. Lineage: Eukaryota; Viridiplantae; Streptophyta; Magnoliopsida; Celastrales; Celastraceae. Gene Ontology annotation, cellular component: P-body; U6 snRNP; spliceosomal tri-snRNP complex. The coding region runs from base 203 to 649 and encodes 148 amino acids.